UGGCAUUUUGAACAUUUAGUAUAGAUUGUGUUUGAUGUUUUGCUGGUGACCCAGUACAUACUGCUCAGACAAGCAUUCAGCUUAAAUAUUUGCAGAAUACAGAACAAAGUAAUAUAGUAGUAGUGCACAUAACAGUGGGCUUGAGAUAUUCGGUUUUGAUGCACCUCCUACACCAGAUUCUGCCCCACUUCUUUUGUCAAAGAAAAUCUGGAUUAUAUUUUUGUUUUGAUUAAAUGUGUGAAACAGAUGUGAUUGCUGUACAAACUGUGGGAAGAAAAAUAGGGCAAGUUGCAGUUACUAAACAUGUUUGUAUUGGCUGCAUAUCAGAGGAUUAAACAUUUGAAAUGACAUCAGCUUUGCUUUGUAAAGGACCAUGAGGAUGUGGCCAGCUAUGACCCUGCUGUCACUAAUAUCACUGUGCAGCGCUCAGAAAAAGGAGACUCAGGAAACACGAGAGCAAAGAGAUAAAACAAACAGCAAAAGCUGUUCAAACCUGACUCAAGUGCUGGACAACUGGAAAUAUGCCAUCAUGUACCAAGUAAAGGAUUUGCUGGUCAAUGACCAUGCUUCUGUUUUACCUGAAUAUGUGAGGAUCAAGCCUCUGUCUGAUGCUGUAGAUGAACUGUACAAUCACUUCAACACUCUGAAGGACAGCCUGGCCAAACUCAGCAAUAAACUUGACUCGAUUGAGAGCUUUGUGGAGGAGUUCCAGGAAGAGAAGCGGACAAAGCCCCGGCUGUGGAAAGCCCCGGCUCAGACACCGGUGAGGGCCUCACCUAGAGCUGCAAACACAGCACAGUGGCUGCGGAGAGCAAGAGCCAGAAGAGGCCCUGGCACUAGCGGACAAUAGUGGCAAAUCAGUGGGAUUAUCAAGCUGGUGGGAAUUUUGACUGGGCAUCUGACAGAAAUAUAUGCAGAGGUAAUUAAAUGAGAUUCACACACUUAAUAAUAGGUAAUUCAUAAUAUAUAAUAAGAAUAGAAUUAUGAUUCUGGUAGCGUUAAUCACAAUUAUUCCUACAAUUUAGACAAUAGUUUUACUGCAUGUAAUCAUUUUAAAGCAGCAGUCAACAUACUACUAUUUCCAUUAUAUUGUACAUUAUGAGCUUGCUUUCCUUUGUAUAAAUCUCUAAAUUCCACAAACUUCCAGUCUUACAUUUUCCCAGCUUUUGAAGUUACUUUAGUCAGUGAUGCAACACUCCAAUUUAUGAUGCAUUAGUGUAAAUCUGCUCCUGUAUUACUUUGGUUCUUAAGAAAUGCAACCCGAAAGUCCAAAAAACAAAGAACAAAAGUUCCAGCUAUAAGCGCUCUUACUGGAGCAACAACACUACACAGAUACUAACACACAGUAGGCCUAUAUGGUGUGCACAUACGUACUUGGCCUAUAGGAUAUUUGUUUAAUCAAAGCUUUGCCUGUGUAUUUUAUUUUAAAUGUGUACUAUAAAUCAGCAGGGCUGACUACACUUGCUUGGAGAUAUUUAUUUUCUGGCAGAUGUAUAAAAAAAAAUUAUAUAACACAUCACAAUGUGUUGUAAUGUGUAAUAAUGUUGUAAUCCAACUCUUACUCAUCUCUUACAAUACAGACCGGCAGUAUUAACAAAAUAUCUGCUACUCUAAAAUACCACAAAUGUUUAGUAUUAUUUUAUUACCUAAAAUGUUUAUUUUCUACAUUACUGAACUGUUAAAGUUUCUAAAGCAACUUAAGGUUUUAAAUUAUUUAUAAUCUAGCUCUGCAGAAAUGUUUAGAGUUAUAAAUCUUAUUUUCUUUGGUGGACUGAAUAUUUCUGAUUGCAACUGAAUAUAUUUUGGAUUUAUUUGAAAGA
Messenger RNA from Trichomycterus rosablanca, 1820 nucleotides. RefSeq lists its product as uncharacterized. The coding region runs from base 374 to 850 and encodes 158 amino acids. The transcript has 3 exons. The record is from RefSeq and is a predicted model, not a curated record. NCBI's taxonomy places the organism in Eukaryota, Metazoa, Chordata, Actinopteri, Siluriformes, Trichomycteridae.